This is a messenger RNA of Exophiala oligosperma, 1793 nucleotides long. Its product is annotated as beta-ketoacyl-acyl-carrier-protein synthase II. Gene Ontology annotation, biological process: fatty acid biosynthetic process. Gene Ontology annotation, molecular function: 3-oxoacyl-[acyl-carrier-protein] synthase activity. Lineage: Eukaryota; Fungi; Ascomycota; Eurotiomycetes; Chaetothyriales; Herpotrichiellaceae. The coding region runs from base 97 to 1383 and encodes 428 amino acids. The transcript is spliced from 6 exons. The record is from RefSeq and is a predicted model, not a curated record.
CGAGAACUAUUGGUCUCUUCGGAGUCGGUUACCGGAUUGAUCGUAUUGACGGCUCAUACUCGGUUUCCUCUUGUCAAGAAUAGACGAUGCGAUGCGAUGCGCAGAGUGGUGGUGACUGGAUUGGGAGCUGUGACGCCCUUGGGAGUUGGCGUCCGUCAAACAUGGCAACGCCUCAUCAAUGGUGAAUGUGGCAUCGUCACGACCAGACACCUGGGUGAUGAAUUCAAAGCCAUCCCGAGUCAAGUUGCAGGUCUAGUUCCCGUCGACACUUCACAAAAGGGAUCCUGGCAGGCCAAAGACCACGUCACACCUACAGAACUCAGACAGACGGCAAAGUUUGCGCAAUACGGUCUGGCAGCUUCAUCUGAAGCUCUCAAAGAUGCCGGGUUCGAGGACGGAAAAGGUCUUGACCCUGAAAUGACUGGUGUAUGUCUUGGUUCUGGUAUCGGUAACCUUGAAGAGCUAUACGAUACUUCAGUGGCUUAUGCUCAACAAAAACAAUACCGCAAAAUCCAUCCCCUGUUCGUUCCACGCCUCCUCAUCAACCUUGGAGCGGGACACAUAUCAAUGAAAUAUGGUCUACAGGGCCCCAACCACGCCGUGACCACGGCAUGUACGACGGGAGCACAUUCCCUGGGCGACGCUUCACGAUUUAUCAAGUCGGGCGAAGCGGAUGUCAUGAUCGCCGGAGGAGCCGAAGCCUGUGUCCAUCCGCUCGCCCUGGGCGGUUUCGCCAGAUCCCGUAGUCUGGCCACCGCGUUCAACGACGAGCCUCGUGCAUCCUCAAGACCAUUUGACAAGGAUCGAGACGGCUUCGUGAUUGGCGAAGGUGCCGCUUGCGUCGUGCUAGAGGAACUCGAACAUGCCAAAUCCAGAGGUGCCCGGAUCUACGCCGAACUCGUGGGUUACGGCAACUCGGCAGACGCCCACCACCUCACUGCACCCAGAGAGGACGGGAGGGGACCCCUUCUCGCGAUGAAGAAAGCUCUGCGGCAGGCUCAACUCCCCCCUUCCGCCGUCGACUACGUCAACGCCCACGCGACCUCGACCCCUCUGGGGGACGCCGCAGAAAACAAGGCGAUCGAGACUCUCAUGCUCGGGGAACAAGGGAGGCAAAAGUCGUCCGAAGUCACCCUCAGCAGCACAAAGGGCGCCAUCGGUCAUCUUUUGGGCGCCGCCGGUGCCGUAGAGGCCCUCUUCACUAUACUAACAAUACACGAGAAGGUCAUCCCUCCGACGAUAAAUCUCGUCUCGCCCGACAAAGGCUUCAAUUGCAACUAUGUUGCCAAUACCGCACAACAGGCCAAUGUUCAAGUUGCCCUCACCAAUAGUUUUGGCUUUGGUGGAACAAAUGCUAGCCUUUGCUUCAAGGAAUAUACCUAGGCUUCGCCUGAACGAUAUCGGAUAGUGUAGCAGUAUGGCUUUCCCUUCAGAUGGGAACGUCCAUAUACAAAAAUGGUUGGAAUUCCACCCAAGUACUCCUGAUAUCUAAAAGGAGUAUCAUGUCGCUCUCACCGUGAGCGCCAAAGGCCAACGAGAGAAUAUCCUGUUGGGGGAUGGGGUGAGCAGAAAGUGCUUCUGUUACACCCAUGAGUCUUGAUUGGCGUUUGGAAUAGGUCCCUCAAUCCGGUCAUGUCCUUCUCGGUGAUCAGGAUGAUUGACGUCUGAGUGAACGCCCUCAUCGAAUCUCAUACUUAGGAAUUGUACAAUGUGCUGGUGAUGUCUGGGACGGUCUUUGGUUGAAGAAUCACCCUGGACAUUGCCAUCACCACUUAGUCAUGACCGCUGUAGAC